Passer domesticus (house sparrow) is the source of this 2207-nucleotide messenger RNA. RefSeq lists its product as uncharacterized. Lineage: Eukaryota; Metazoa; Chordata; Aves; Passeriformes; Passeridae. The record is from RefSeq and is a predicted model, not a curated record. The coding region runs from base 1 to 858 and encodes 285 amino acids. The transcript is spliced from 10 exons.
AUGGAAGGGAAUUACAGUAAUUGCCAGAGGGAAAGGAAACUCAGCUUUUCUUCAGGGAACGUGGGGCCAGCUGCUGCUGGUGAAGUGUUUGCAGGAUUCAGGGAAAUCUGGGCCUUUUUGAGCCACUAUUUCCCUGUUGUUCAAGCUCAUGAGCAAGCUCCAGUUGAGUUACUUGCACUUCUUGGACCAGAAAGACAACAGCUCAAACAUCAGCAGGGACAGGAACAGCACACAGGAGCGUGCACAGCCAAGGAAAGAGGCCUCUGUUACUGGGGACAGUCAAGAGAUGCUAAUGAGGCCACUUCACUUUGCACCGUGACCCUGGCACGGCGCGUGCCAGCACCAGCAAGGGGAUGGACUGGAGCAGCUGCCCUCCCCAGGGCCAAGCCAUUAUCACCAAAACUGCAGAAAACCCCAGAUCUUCCUGCUGAAGAAUGGCUGAAGAGACCCAGCACCGUCCCAGCCACGUCACUCCAGAUCCCAGAUAAUAUCAAAGCAGGUCUCCAGGUCUCCAGGAAUAUCUUCAUUUCAGUCUCAGAUGUGGUGAUAUCUAAGCACUGGCUGGGAACCUCUGUUCUCAUCAGUAUACACCAGCAGGUCCUUCCCAAGGCAUCCAAAGUGCCUGAGCUGGUCCCUGCAUUGCUGCCUGGAGGAACGUUGUCUGCUCUUCCCACAGCUGGCUGGAGGAUUGACUGGAGAUCAAUCCCUGAGGAUCCAGUCCUCUGGAAUAAAUCCAUGGCUAGAGCUCAGCUUAGGUACUUGCUCUGGAUGCUAAAGCUGCAGAGGAAUGAGGAAUUGUUCUUCAUGUUAAGCUCCAGUUCUCCUGCCUCAGUGCCUGUCAGUGCACCUGCCCUCUGAGGAAACCACUGAUCCCUUUUGUCUGUGCAGCUAGAACUGCCCAAUGUCCUGGUGGAUUUCCUCCUUCUCUGCCUCACCUCUGCACAUUCAGCGCUCCAAAAGCCAUCCAAGCUCCUCCCUUCUGCAUUAGCAGGAUGAGCAGGGUUUUCCUGGAGCUCUGGGCUGAGUGGGGAUGGUUUGACUCAGAACUCAUUUGGGCAUGAAGGUUCACUUAGCCAGCAAUGAACUGAGAUGUGGCUGGAACCCCUGCUCAUGUCCUAAAACCAAGAAAAAGUGAUACAUUGAUUUGACAAGAAUUAAGAGAAAAAAAAACUACAAACGUUACUCUCUUGGGAUGAGAUAUUGCUAAUUAGAAGAGCUGCAAGCAAAUUUUUAAAAAUGUGAAAGAGUCAAAGAAAGGUGAAUAUUUUUUGAAACUUGGCAAGUCUAGUUCAGGUUCUCUUGAUUCUGGGCUCUUUUCACACAGCACUGAAUACAUUUAGAAGCUUCCAAAAUUAAUGGGGAUUCUUAAAUAAUGCAGCAGACUAAAUCCUAAACUGGGGCCUGUCAUUUCACAUUUCUUUUAGUUACACAAUGAAAUUUUUAGGCUGCAAAAGAAGAUCAUGCAGUGCCCUGGAUGCAGACAUCUCUCCUGCUGGCUGGAUAUUCUUUAUUUAUUUAUACAAAGUGAAACAGAUUCAUCAUCAAGGCUGGCAAGAUUAAUGAAAUAUUCCACGGGCAGGAGUUGAAAGCCCAGUUGAAGAAUGAGAGGAAUUUGCUACCCAGCACUCCAUCCUUUGUGACUGGUGAUUUUGGGAAGCUGCUCCAUGUGCUCGCCACAUGCCUCUGGGAUUUUUUCCUCAGGUGACACAGGUGGAGGAACUGUGCUUGAGAAUCCUUCCAGGCAUGACUUAGACACGGAAAAUUCAGCUCUGCUGACACUGCAAGACUCCUGAACAAGCCCAGAAGUGAAACUUUAGCACCUGUUUAACACUAGAAGCAGAGCACUCUAGAGGUAGCUGAAGAAUUUUUGGAUGCAGGCACAUUAAGUCGCCAAGAAGUCUCUACCAUCACUAUGGAAGAUGGUGCUGCAAAUGGAAACUAGAAGGGGUAAAUCCUGAUUUUCACUGAAUGUGAACUGCUGCAGUUUUCUUGGUGAAUGACUGAUACAGUGACCUCACCAGAUGGAAUGGUUCCUAUUUUCUCUGGGUUGUUUUAGACACCUAUUCAUCAAAAGGAGCCUGAGUCUGCCACUGCCAAAAAGAUGCAGCACCAGAACUUCAGGGAAGUCUUGAGGUGUUGACUAUUUGCAGGGGUAGAGAAUAAGAGAAAUCCCCAGAAUUUCCCUUCUCUAGAGAAGGAAGACAGAA